GCAAAACAGUGAAAGUGUGGAUGCAGUGGACGUGAAGAAGUUGAGGAUUAAAAUUCGAACAAUGCCGCAUUUUAACAGAGACAGCAGGAAGACGUCAGAUGGUGGUGCUUCCCCACUGUGCCUUGGCAGCAGCUGCCCCAAGCUUUAGUGCGUCCCUCGGCAUGUAGUCCUGGACCUUGGAAUGUGCCAGCCUGCAACACUCAUUCGGGGUCCACUCCUUGUUCUGGAAGACCAACAAGUUUCGGGUAGACCAAACAGCAUCUUUCACCGAAUUGAGGCUCCUCCAGCCCCAGUUGAUGUUUGUCUUGGAGUUUAACCUGGGGAACAAACACACUAAUUGUGUCAACUCUUCAUUAGAGCUCUCCAAUCAAGUCACUCCCCUGAUUUCUCUCAUAAUCCUGCAUUUUUUCAUUCCCUUUUCAAGGCCAAGCGAGAGGAGUAACAAUCGUGGCAUUCAGGAGACAGGAACAUGAAUGAUUCCACCCACGGCCUUCGGCCCAGUCCUCCGAGCAAAGGCUGCACGUAUCAAGAGAAAUUCAAGAACAUUCUACUGCCCAUCACCUACUCAGUGGUCCUCGUACUUGGCCUGACUCUAAACCUGACGGUCAUUGUUCAGAUCUGGCUCUCUCAGAAGCCGUUGACCAGGAAUGCUAUUUACAUGGUUAACUUGGCCACAGCCGACAUCCUGUAUGUCUGCUCCCUACCGCUCCUGAUCUACAACUACAUUCACAUGGACUACUGGCCCUUUGGCGAGACCCUGUGCAAGGCCACCCGCUUCCUCUUCUACGCCAACCUACACGGGAGCAUCCUCUUCCUCACCUGCAUCAGCUUGCAACGGUACAUUGGCAUCUGCCACCCGCUGAGCACCUGGCAUAAGAAGCGGGGCGCUGGGUUUGCAUGGGCAGUCUGUGGCCUGAUUUGGACCUUUGUGGUGGUGGUGUGCGCUCCCACCUGGAAAUUUGCUUCCACCGGGAUCCAGCGCAACAGGACGGUGUGUUAUGACCUGAGCAGCCCCGAGCAGUCCCUUUAUUACUUCCCGUACGGGAUUACCCUGACGGUGCUAGGCUUUACCAUCCCAUUCGCGGGGCUGCUGGCAUGUUACUGUGCCAUGGCAAUGGAGCUCUCCAAACCUGACCAGGAGCUGGGCCACACCAUCCGCUGCAAAAAGAGCAAGGCCCUGAGGAUGAUUGUCAUCGUGGCCAUAGUCUUCAUCAUUAGCUUCUUGCCUUUCCAUCUGACUAAGACUGCCUAUCUCAUCAUCCGUGCUCAGAGCUCCGUCUCCUGCCUGAUGCAACAAGGCUUUGCCCGGGCCUACAAGGCCACGAGGCCACUGGCGAGCAUGAACAGCGUCAUGGACCCCAUUCUGUUCUACUUCACCCAUGAGAAGCUCAGGCAGAGCACACGCUUGCUGUUACAAAGGGUCAACACCAACCUGAAGGCCAGGGUGCACAAGAACGAGGAACGAUGAGUCCUGACCUCCCUCACC
This is a messenger RNA of Stegostoma tigrinum, 1486 nucleotides long. RefSeq names its product P2Y purinoceptor 3. Gene Ontology annotation, cellular component: plasma membrane. Gene Ontology annotation, molecular function: G protein-coupled ADP receptor activity; G protein-coupled UTP receptor activity; G protein-coupled UDP receptor activity. The record is from RefSeq and is a predicted model, not a curated record. The transcript has 3 exons. Gene Ontology annotation, biological process: cellular response to pyrimidine ribonucleotide; phospholipase C-activating G protein-coupled receptor signaling pathway. The coding region runs from base 470 to 1468 and encodes 332 amino acids. Lineage: Eukaryota; Metazoa; Chordata; Chondrichthyes; Orectolobiformes; Stegostomatidae.